GCUGCUGUACACUAGAGGUCGCUUCUGCUCUCUACAGUACUGUCUCCAUUGCUGUGCACGUAUUAUUCAUUAAACGUGCAGGAAAGUAAUACCGGCUUAUGUGCAUCCCGGCUCCAACAAAAUGGCUCUCGCAUCACCUCAAUUGUGGACACAAAUAACUUAAAGAUGUGUUACACUGAGACAUUUCCUAUUAGGACCUUCCGGCUCCUCUGUCUCUUGUUACAAAGAAAAGGAUAGAUGCUUAUGCAGGCUGAUAUAAAGCUGCCGGGAUAUUGCAGAGCGCAUGGUUACGGACUCCAACAUGGAUCAGAUCCCACCUUCAGGGUGUGCACCUGAGAGAGUGAGAGCCCAGGAUGACAUGAGUCCACUGUCUGCGGAAAUACUAAACCUGACGUUGGAGAUGAUCUACCUGCUGACUAAAGAGGAUUAUAUAGUAAUGAGGAAGCCUAGUAUAAGUAGUGCCUGUGAUUCAGGAGGAGGGAGCAGGACCCAGAGCCCCAUCACGGAUCCCCCACCUCACUCACUGACACAUGCGAGAGACAAAGAGCAGAAGAUCCUGGAACUCGCCAACAAGAUCAUUCAGCUGCUGACUGGAGAGGUUCCUAUAAGGUGUCAGGAUGCCACUGUCUAUCUCUCCAUGGAGGAGUGGGAGUAUUUAGAGGGACACAAGGAUCUCUACAAGCAUGCCAUGAUGGAGGAUGACAAGCCUCUACAAUCGUGUGACAAGGACAUCGAUCUAGAAUCACCACUAGGAUUUGCUUCACUUACGUCCUCUCCGGAUGUUUUAAGUGGAGAUCCACCUGGUUUUGAAAGUAAUCAGCAGACAGGAUAUAGACUGAGAAGGCAGAGCCCAUCUUUGAGGAAUGUCAAUGAUGGAUCUCUCCAUCUAUGGGAAGAAGACUCUAUUAGUGGAACGUGCCAGCAGGAGGACACAGACUUUACAUCUGUACUUAUCAAGGAAGAUUCUAUCUCUUGUAAUGAUAAUUUCGAAGACACUGACAUUUACGUACCCAUGGAACACAAGUCUGAUAAUGUUAAGGAGGAAAAACCCAUUGACAGAUAUUUGUACAAAGGCGCAGAGCUUAUGCAGCCAAAAGAUGCAUCAGGUGAUGCUCGGAAGCCUAGGAAAAAGAAUGGCUAUGCGCGCAGAAAGAGGAACCGCUUCUCUAUCAUGGACUGUCCCGCCUGUGGCAAGUCAUUUUGCAAUAAGGCAGCUUUUAAGUCACACCACCGAAUACCCGGCUCUGAGAAGACCUACUGUUGUUGCGUGUGUGGCAAAUGUUUCAAGGACCAACCGGGUCUCUCCAGACACCUGAAAAUCCACAUCGGGAUAAAACCGUUCUCUUGCUCGGAAUGCGGGAAACGGUUUUACAAAAACUGCCGCUUGAUCAGCCACCAAAGGACCCACACGGGCGAGAAGCCGUUCUCCUGCGCUGAGUGCGGCAAACGCUUUGCCAAUAAGACCAGCGUAUCUACACACCAGAGAUUUCACACCGGGGAGAAACCCUACUCCUGCUCCGUGUGUGGGAAAUGUUUUACGCAGGGUUCGAACCUGGUCGUGCACAUUAGGACUCACACCGGGGAGAAACCCUACUCCUGCUCCGAGUGCGGGAAGUGCUUCUCCUAUCGGCCACAACUCCUCAAACACCAAAUGACGCACACCGGAGAGAGACCGUUUUCUUGUGCUGAUUGUGGAAAGCGUUUUGCCCGCAAAACGCACCUGGUCAGGCAUCGAAGGAUUCAUACCGGGGAAAAGCCGUUCACCUGUCUGGUGUGCGGGAAACUUUUCACCAAUAAGGAAAAUCUUAUCACGCAUCAGAGGGUUCACACCAGGGAAAAGCCCUUUCCGUGCAAUGAGUGUGGGAAAAGCUUCACGUUUAAUUCCCACCUUACAGUGCACCAGAGGAUCCACACCGGAGAGAAGCCGUUUCCCUGCUCCGUCUGUGGCCGGGGAUUUAUAGAGCGGUCUCACCUGAAAAUACAUAUGAGGAUUCACACUGGGGAGCGUCCAUAUGCCUGUACCGAAUGUGAGAAGAGCUUCUCCCGUAAUUCACACCUUGCAGUACAUCUGAAGUCUCACGCCAGAGAUAGAAUGUUCUCCUGCCCUGAAUGUCAGCAGGGAUUUAGGUUCAAGGGUCAUUUAAAAAGACACAUGAAAGUUCACAAGUAGAAGAAUGAACUGGCUGCUCAGAUAAUGGAAUGAUAAUGUAUAAGUUAAAUGACUUUGCAGUAAGAUAAGGACUUCUUACCAUCAAAAAGACCUAACUCUGCCAGGUCCAGCUUCUCAGCAACAAGUUCCCAGGAUCUGGAGCUCAUAGGCCAGCCUAUAACUAGACCUUAUGGGUGGAGAAUGCCUAGUGGCCGUUACUUUAGAUGCAAGACUGCCUGCAGAUCCUGAUGAACUCUUAUUAAAUGUUCGGUACCUAGGCGCUGUCUAGUACUAGUAAAAAGGUCUUGAACUGACCAUUUAGUAUGUACCAUCUUUAACUGAAUAGCCUCACACCCUUUUUAUUUUAUUUAAUAUUAUUAUUUAAUAUCAUUAUUUGUACUGUUACUAUGAGUAAACAUUGACCUAUCUAUUGAUAUUCCAGUCAUCA
Messenger RNA from Pseudophryne corroboree (corroboree frog), 2597 nucleotides. RefSeq names its product gastrula zinc finger protein XlCGF57.1-like. Lineage: Eukaryota; Metazoa; Chordata; Amphibia; Anura; Myobatrachidae. The transcript is spliced from 5 exons. Gene Ontology annotation, biological process: regulation of transcription by RNA polymerase II. Gene Ontology annotation, molecular function: DNA-binding transcription factor activity; RNA polymerase II cis-regulatory region sequence-specific DNA binding. The coding region runs from base 284 to 2170 and encodes 628 amino acids. The record is from RefSeq and is a predicted model, not a curated record.